CUUGGAAUUGUCAUCAACAGUAAAAGCAGCAACUACCUACCGACAUUUCGAAUUCUUGGGGUCCUUCAGCGUUUUGCAUUUUGUUAUUUGAUCAGUGCAGUUAUUGAAGUCUAUUGUAUGUCACCACAACAGUCACCCGAGUAUGUUUGGUAUUGGAAAAUACGAGAUCUUGUCCGUUCAUGGUUUCAGUGGAGCAUCACUUUAGUUAUAGUUGCCAUUCAUACAGCCAUAACAUUUAACCUACCUGUUCCAGGAUGCCCCACAGGAUAUAUUGGCCCAGGUGGUUUACAUGAGGGUGGUGCCUUCAGCAAUUGCACAGGUGGUGCUGCGGGGUAUAUUGAUCGACUAUUUCUUGGUGACGAUCAUGUUUAUAAACAUCCAACGUGUGCUAAAGUGUAUGACUCCCAUGUCCCUUACGAUCCAGAAGGGUUUUUAGGGGCACUGACAUCCAUCCUUAUGGUUCAGUUUGGUAUAGCAUCUGGACGCAUCAUUAUUACCUAUAGAAGCCACAAUUCUCGCUUGAUUAGAUGGCUUAUUUGGGGAACUGUAUCUGUAAGUAAACAUGUGACAAAAUACCCCUUCAUCUUCAAAAACAUGAGCAUUUGCUUCAGUGAAGUUUAAAUAGUGUGGUAAUGG
Macrobrachium nipponense is the source of this 636-nucleotide messenger RNA. RefSeq names its product heparan-alpha-glucosaminide N-acetyltransferase-like. The transcript has 5 exons. NCBI's taxonomy places the organism in Eukaryota, Metazoa, Arthropoda, Malacostraca, Decapoda, Palaemonidae. The record is from RefSeq and is a predicted model, not a curated record. The coding region runs from base 118 to 621 and encodes 167 amino acids.